AUGCGCACCCGCGUCCCGCUGCUGUUUAGCCGUUUCCAAGGCUACGAAGCCCGUCGGCCGGGGAUAAGACAGCAAGAAAAUGAAGCUUAAGAGCCUCCUGCUCCGGUAUUACCCGCCAGGAAUUAUGUUGGAAUAUGAAAAACAUGGAGAAUUAAAGACUAAGUCCAUAGAUUUGCUUGAUCUUGGUCCCAGCACUGAUGUCAGUGCGUUAGUAGAAGAAAUCCAGAAGGCAGAACCUCUACUCACAGCUUCACGAACAGAGCAAGUCAAACUUUUGAUACAGAGGUUGCAAGAGAAACUCGGCCAGAACAGCAAUCACACGUUCUAUCUUUUUAAGGUUCUCAAAGCACAUAUAUUGCCACUGACUAAUGUUGCACUUAACAAAUCGGGCUCAUGCUUUAUCACAGGAAGCUAUGAUCGGACAUGCAAGCUCUGGGACACUGCGUCUGGAGAGGAGCUGAACACCCUGGAGGGCCACAGGAAUGUGGUUUAUGCCGUAGCAUUCAACAAUCCUUACGGUGACAAAAUCGCCACUGGGUCCUUUGAUAAAACUUGUAAACUCUGGAGUGUGGAAACAGGAAAAUGUUACCAUACCUUCAGGGGUCAUACAGCAGAAAUAGUGUGUUUAUCAUUUAACCCUCAAAGCACAUUGGUGGCGACUGGAAGUAUGGACACAACAGCCAAAUUGUGGGACAUUCAGAAUGGCGAGGAAGUUUACACCUUAAGAGGACAUUCUGCCGAAAUAAUCUCCUUGUCAUUUAACACCUCAGGAGACAGAAUCAUCACGGGGUCUUUUGAUCAUACAGUUGUAGUGUGGGACGCUGAUACUGGAAGGAAGGUAAAUAUCUUAAUUGGUCAUUGUGCUGAGAUUAGCAGUGCCUCAUUCAAUUGGGAUUGCUCUCUAAUAUUAACUGGCUCUAUGGACAAAACCUGCAUGCUGUGGGAUGCUACAAAUGGAAAAUGUGUGGCAACCUUAACAGGCCAUGAUGAUGAAAUACUAGACAGCUGCUUUGAUUACACUGGAAAGCUUAUUGCAACUGCUUCAGCCGAUGGAACAGCAAGAAUUUUCAGUGCUGCCACAAGAAAAUGCAUUGCCAAACUGGAAGGUCAUGAAGGUGAAAUUUCAAAGAUUUCUUUCAACCCUCAAGGGAACCGUCUUCUAACUGGCAGCUCUGACAAAACGGCUAGAAUCUGGGAUGCUCAGACUGGCCAGUGCCUCCAGGUUCUUGAGGGGCACACUGAUGAAAUCUUUUCAUGUGCUUUCAACUAUAAAGGCAACAUAGUCAUUACAGGCAGCAAGGAUAAUACCUGUAGGAUAUGGCGUUGACUGAAGGAAGCUGGUCAGUGAGCAACCUUGCUAGCAACGGUAAUCAAGAACUGGAACUUCACAGACAGCAGCUCUCUUAAUAUUUCUUAUACUUUCUCUUUUUCUGCAAGUCAACUAUUUCUACAACUGUCCUUCAUUUCACGGAUAUGACCAUUAAACAUGACAAAGUUAUGCCACUCCAAUAUUAUUAUUUGAUGGCAAUGGCAGGACACAGCAAAAUGUUUGGCUAAUGCCACCAGUUAUUUCAGUUGUGUUUGUUUUUUAAAAGCAUUAUGAUACUGGAAAAGGAGACCAGAACAACUUGUCUCCUGGAUUUUACUUUGAAGCCUAUUGUUAUAAUUUCUGUUGAAUAAAGUGUUUGGAGGAAAUUCCUUGUA
Molecule: messenger RNA, 1704 nt
Organism: Pan troglodytes (chimpanzee)
Lineage: Eukaryota; Metazoa; Chordata; Mammalia; Primates; Hominidae
Gene: DAW1
Product: dynein assembly factor with WD repeats 1
Molecular function (GO): protein binding
Source: RefSeq, marked provisional